AUGUCUGGAUCUGAGCAUCGGGUGGGCGGUGGCUCAUCGUCGAGCCCGCCCUCAUCACGCACACCGCGACUGGCUUUUCCCACCACUCGAUCGAGGCCGACGUCUAUCGUUGACACCACUGCGACCUCGGUCGAAGCGUCCGCAGAUGCCAUCCUAUCCACCUCGCCAGCUUCUUCCAUCACCUCCACCGGCCUCUCUCCCCGAAAGCACACGCAGUCGGCUGCAGACCGACUCGCGAGCGCUCAAGCCAAGGACGCUGCUGCUGCCGCUAAAUCUCAUCGAACACGCACGACUUCGAGCACUUCCAGAUCAAGCACUGAAGCAGGUCGCCCUAAGCUCCCGACACUGCUUCAGGCCACCACCACCUCAAAGUCGGCAGCGACACCCAUCACCAGCACCUCUCUCGAUGUCUCUUCCAGCGCUAGAGCCGGAGAGGCUGCUGCAAAGCCCAGCGGGCACGUUCAUAACUUGGAGUCGCCUGUAGUCAAUGUCGAUAGUCAGCCCAUGUCGAGGCGCGGAUCUCGUGAUCAGGCCUCCACCACCAGCGCAAAGGUAGCAGGCCCGAGCACACCUAAAAAAACAACGGCGGCGCCCAAGUCAACGCCCAAUGCACCUCCACUGGUAGCGCUGCUUUCCGACUCGAUAGCCUCCAAGCUGAUCAAGCAAGGCGCCGAGGCCAAGGUGUAUAUCUCCAACAUCGCUACCAACAACAUCUUGUCUUGGCCGCAGCCACGCUCUUCCCAGCUUGAGUCGAGCAAGGUGCGGCCUCCUGCCUCUGUGCUGCUCAAGUGGCGCUUUCCAAAGACGUACAGACAUCCGACACUGUCGAGCAAUAUAACUGCGUCGCGCACCAUCAUGGAGGCCAGAGCGCUGCUCCGAUGUGCCAAGGCGGGUGUAGCGGUGCCAGCCGUUCGCUGCGUCGACGAAAAAGAAGGCAUCCUCGGUCUCGAGCUCAUCGCCGGCAAGAGUGUCCGAGAAUGGCUUGGUGGUGGUGCAGAGGGCGAGGAUGAGGCCUUGAUCGAUGCCGAGGAAGCAGCCGAAGCUGAAGAGCAAGACGUAGUGCUUUCGGAGCGCGAUCAAAUCAAGCUAAUGAGGUUGAUUGGUAAGCAGCUGGCCAUCAUGCACGAAGCCGACAUCAUCCAUGGAGAUCUCACCACCUCGAACAUGAUGCUGCGCCCUGCAUUGCCAGAUAAAGAGGCGACGGUCGACCUGGAACGCGACGAGGUGGUUUUGAUCGACUUUGGUCUUUCCUCCGUCUCGGCCUUUGCCGAGGACAAGGCGGUGGACCUCUAUGUGCUCGAGAGGGCAUUCGCCUCGACCCACCCUGCGUCCGAGUCGCUCUACCGCACCAUCCUCGAGAGCUACGCCGAGGAGGUGACGGCCAGAUCGGCUGGCAAAAAUCGCAGCAAGGGCGGCAAGCUCAGCAAAUGGGAAGAGACGCGACGAAAGCUCGAGGAAGUGCGAUUGCGAGGACGAAAGCGAUCCAUGGUGGGAUCCGCUCUAUGGAAGGACAACUGGAACAGACGCGUAGUGGUGAACAUCGAGCUUUCGAUCCAGGUCGAAUGGCAUGGCGUCUCGGCUGCGGUUCGCUCCCUCCCCGCUUUGGCGCGUGUCGUGCUGCGAACGCGUCCCACCGACGUAUUCGCAUUGUUCCGCAGUCAACCGAGACGAGCACAAGGCGAUCAAUGGCACGCUCUUGCGUCGAGGAUGGACGCUGAGUUGGAGCAUAUUGGUUCGGCGAAGCUAUUGCGCUCCCAUACGCCGCACGAGAGCUGUUCCCGGACAUCUCCGCCCACAGAGGCGCGCCCGAUCUUGGCUUGGCCCCUGGUGGCGCUGCAGACGGCGGUCGUCAGUGUACCGCUGGCGGGGCCGUUGGACAAGGUGCUUGGUUGGGGCUUGACGAGGUCGCUGCAGGCGGUGGAUCGCGUGGUGCCGCCGUUUGCCUCGCCUUCGCGCGUGUUGGGCUGGCGGGGCAAGGCUAAGACUGAUUGA
Sporisorium graminicola is the source of this 1992-nucleotide messenger RNA. RefSeq lists its product as uncharacterized. Gene Ontology annotation, biological process: protein phosphorylation. The transcript has 3 exons. Bases 1 to 1992 code for a protein of 663 amino acids. NCBI's taxonomy places the organism in Eukaryota, Fungi, Basidiomycota, Ustilaginomycetes, Ustilaginales, Ustilaginaceae. Gene Ontology annotation, cellular component: cytosol; nucleus; EKC/KEOPS complex. The record is from RefSeq and is a predicted model, not a curated record. Gene Ontology annotation, molecular function: protein serine/threonine kinase activity.